UUGGGAUACGAUACCCGGCACCAUGGCCACCCACGAAAUGGAAUUUCUUAUCACAACCCACCCUUGGGCACGGGUUGUGGCACUUGCAGACGAUCGCAACUACAUACAUAUAAGCUGAGUCCAUGGAACGUCUGUGCCGUCUGCGUCCGAGGUAUUGAUGUAGAUGUGGCGCGUGCUAUCUGGUUGCAGGCUAGCGGCUAUUGUUGGUGA
Messenger RNA from Bipolaris zeicola 26-R-13, 210 nucleotides. RefSeq lists its product as uncharacterized. NCBI's taxonomy places the organism in Eukaryota, Fungi, Ascomycota, Dothideomycetes, Pleosporales, Pleosporaceae. The transcript has a single exon. The annotation marks the transcript as partial. The record is from RefSeq and is a predicted model, not a curated record.